UUAUCAGCUUUUACCUACAACGAAGCCCGGAGUGUGGUGGCGUUUCUCAAGAAAAAUAUCUUCACACGGUUUGACACUCAUCGGGAGAUCAUCAAUGAUGUGGGUUCUCAUUUUUGCAAUAGGGCAUUUGAUACUUUGCUUGCAAAGUAUGGUGUCAAUCACAAGGUGUCAAACCCUUAUCAUCCUCACGCUAGUGGACAAGUUGAGGUCUCCAACAAGGAGAUAAAUAGCAUAUUGUCAAAAACUGUUAAUGCAAAUUGGACUGAUUGGUCAAGGAAACUGUUGAUGCUUUGUGUACUUACAGGACUUCUUAUAAGACUCCAACUG
This is a messenger RNA of Nicotiana tabacum (common tobacco), 327 nucleotides long. The record is from RefSeq and is a predicted model, not a curated record. NCBI's taxonomy places the organism in Eukaryota, Viridiplantae, Streptophyta, Magnoliopsida, Solanales, Solanaceae.